Molecule: messenger RNA, 309 nt
Organism: Thelazia callipaeda (thelaziosis nematode)
Lineage: Eukaryota; Metazoa; Nematoda; Chromadorea; Rhabditida; Thelaziidae
Source: the annotation of a GenBank genome assembly
AUGGAUAUGAAGGAGAGAGUGGAAAAACUUUCUGAUAUGUGCAAUGAUAUCAAUAAUCAAGCUGAUAAUAUGAUUGCAACUUUAAAUGCUUACAAUGAUGGCAAAAGCGGAAUAUUUUACAUUGUUGCUGCUUACUCCGUCGACUUUGGUUUUAAUAUUUUACGUAGCAUUUUUGCUGCUAUCACUUCGAUUAUUCCGGUUAAAUUUGAACUUUCACCCCAAGCAAUAACAAACUUUUCACAUCAGCUUCCAAAGUUUUGGUAUUUAAUGGAAACAUUUAUUUUACUGUUGUUGUUUUUACUAUGCUAA